This is a messenger RNA of Strongyloides ratti, 1605 nucleotides long. RefSeq names its product DM13 domain-containing protein. The record is from RefSeq and is a predicted model, not a curated record. Bases 1 to 1605 code for a protein of 534 amino acids. The transcript has 3 exons. Lineage: Eukaryota; Metazoa; Nematoda; Chromadorea; Rhabditida; Strongyloididae.
AUGGCAAAACAAUUUUAUUCACUUUUUUCCAGUUUAAUCUUUUUAGGAUUAAUUUUUUCAACUCAUCAAGACAAUAAUUAUGUGAUCAACACUUAUGAUUCACAGUAUGGUGUUUAUAUUGGAGAAUUUUCAAAUCUUUUAGGUGCCAAUAUAUCAGGAAAAAUAUUUGUUGUUAAUGAAACAUCACUUCAAAUAUUAAAUUUUACAUUAAAUGAAAAUAUUUCAGAUUUGUAUUUUUGGUUGGAUAAGUCAGAACAUCCAACAAAAGAUGGAAUUAAAGUUCCAACAUUCGAGUAUGGUAUUAGUGAAUUAGGAAAAUAUGAUUUACAAGAAAAUGAUAGAGUUGUUCUUAAUCUUCCUAAACGAUUUAAGAUUGUUAACUUUAAAUCACUAUCAUUAUAUUCCUUAAAUACAGAUACAAAUUAUGGUUCAGUACAAAUUCCUGAUAAUCUUUCACCACCAAAACCACAAUUUUUAGGACAAGAAUUUAAGGGUUCAAGAUAUUCAUUGUCAUCUGGACCAAUACUUAUAACUGAUCGUAAAACUAUCAAAAUAUUUGGUUUUACUUUUGAUGCUGACAAAGCACCUGAUGGUUAUUUUUUUGCUGGUAAAGGAACAAAUGUUGCAUCAAAUACAGGAACAAAAAUACCAAUAAAAGGUCGUGAUACUCAGGAAAAUAUAAAACCAAUGAAUGAAAAAUAUCGUGGUGGACAGGAUAUUGUACUUGAAUUACCUGAUGAUUAUGAUAUUUUUAGUAUUGAUUGGUUAUCUGUAUAUAUCUUUAGAUUUAGUGUUGAUUUAGCUCAUGUUCCAAUAACAAAUAUAUCACAAAAAGUUCCACCAUAUGUUCCAAUUCAAAAAAGUUAUGGUGAAGAUUUUGAUGGAGAAUCAUGGAUUGUUAAUACAUUAUUAGGUACUUCAUCAAGAACUAAUUUUACAUUCCAAUUAGGACCAUCAGGAGGAAUGAAAGGAUAUGCUAGUAUGACACAUUUAAAACCAUCUAAAAAUGUUUGGUAUGUAAAUGGAUAUUUAGCUGAAAUUUAUCUUAAAAGAGGAGAAACAUAUAAUUUUAUUAUUGAAGGUGGUAAUGAAGAUAAAAACUCAGGAUAUUAUAAUGCUUUAUAUUUUUCUGAAGAUAAAUAUGGUGGUUAUGAAAAACUUUCUAAUAAUGAGAAACAAGAUACUAUUAUUGUAGCUGGUGGUGAAAAAAUGGCUGGAAGACGUUGUGAAUGGACACAAGAUAAUGAAAAUGAUUCUCCUGAUAAUUAUGAUUCAUUUACUUCAUAUAAAAAAACACUUAAAUUAUCAUGUAAUACAAAUGGAAAAUCAGUAUCAUUUUCAUUUACACCAACAAAAGAUACUCCUUCAUUAUUAUACUUUAAUAGUUAUAAUAACUAUAAUAUGGGAUCUAAAAUAUAUAUUGUUGAUGAGAUUCCAACAACAAUUGAAGAUAUUCAUGAAGAACCAUACCAUCAUGAUGCAUGGCUUGAACAACAAUCAGUUAGAAAAUCACCAAGAAAAACAAAUUCUUCUCCUUGUUUAUCUACAUUUAAUAAUAUAAUAUAUCUUUCUAUUGGUAUUAUAUUAUAUCAAUUAUUUAACUAA